AUGGAUUCUGGCAACAGUGAAAGCUUACAAUCUUCAAGUGAUGACCACGAGUCUUCAUCAACAGGUGUUGCAGCAGAUCACUCUUCAUUUUUUCUCCCACCCUUCUCCUCCCCCUUCUACGGCGCCCCAACAACCCUCUCCUCCGCCUCCGCCUCUUCCUCCUCCGCCACAUAUCUAAACUUCGUCAACAAUCUCAUCUCCGAUGACAUUCUCCACCAAACCCAUCUCCUCCCUCCUCCACCACCGCCGCAGCCUCCUCCGCCUCAGCCUCCUUCUUCCUCAAGAAACCCUAGAAAACGAACAAGAGCUUCAAGAAGAGCACCAACCACCGUUCUCACCACCGACACUUCUAACUUCAGAGCUAUGGUUCAAGAAUUUACCGGCGUCCCUGCCUCUCCAUUCUCUCACCCUUUCUCCUCCACUACUCGCCGCUUUGAUAUUUUCCGAUCUCCGUCCGAUCAACCUCUUAAUUUCAACCCUUUUCGUCCAAUCCCUCAAAAACCUCAUAAUCAACCUUUGAUCCCUUCUUCUUCAUCUUCUUUGCUUAACCAAUAUAAUCACACUUCUACUUCAACAAACUUUCAGACUCUUCCUGAUUUGCCCCUCCCCCAAAGUCACCACCAAGUUUCUACGUUUCAGUCUCUUUUAUCUCAUCAACAUCAUAAUCAGCAAACAACAAUAUCCUCUCUUCACGAUCUUGACUCAAUAAAUCUCGGAGCAUUACAGCAAAAUCAAAAUCGCAAUCCAACGUCUGAUGAUGACCACCAGCUGAUGAUGAUGAGACAGUUCUCAGAGUUUGAUAAGGGACAUGAGUCUUCUUCUUCGGCUCCGAUCAAAAGCUCUUCAGGUACUACUACUACUACUACUAGUACAACAACAACAACAGUUGAUCCCUGGAUUUGCCCUACAGAUUCCAGUAAUUGA
Microthlaspi erraticum is the source of this 924-nucleotide messenger RNA. NCBI's taxonomy places the organism in Eukaryota, Viridiplantae, Streptophyta, Magnoliopsida, Brassicales, Brassicaceae. The record is from the annotation of a GenBank genome assembly.